UCAUAGACUCUGCUGCAGCUGCUUCUACGGUUCGCUGGAGAUCCCUGGCGGUGGUUUUUCGUCUUUCUGUCGUCCCGGGAAACCCUGAGAAGCAGCCGCAGCCUUUAAUGAACUCCAUUCAUCUGGACCAGCAGGACCGAGGCGAUUUUUCCCCCGUCUUGCAGACUGACGUAACAAUAUUACAAUGAAAGAAUGCAUUUUCUUGGGCUCUAUGAAAGUCUCGGCGCUCGUAUAGUCACCAGGGGGCAUGCACACGUCAAUGCAGCGCGGGAAACAUUUUAACAUCGUAAGAUUGUAACGUCGGAUCGGAGGAACGUUCGAAUGGACGCAGGAGCAGCUCCGCGGUUCUUCAUAUCGCUGUAGUUUGUGUCACGGGAGGUUCCUGCUGCCCCCAUCCAUCCAUCUCUCCGGCUGUUGUUGUGAAUUGAUCUAACAUGGCGACUGUACCCGUCUAUUGCAUCUGCAGAUUACCUUACGACGUAACCCAGUUUAUGAUCGAAUGCGACGCCUGCAAAGACUGGUUUCACGGAAGCUGUGUGGGAGUGGAUGAAGAUGAAGCACCAGAUAUUGACAUCUAUCACUGUCCUAACUGUGAAAAGACCCACGGUAAAUCCACCUUGAAAAAGAAAAAGAGCUGGAAUAAGCAUGACACGGGACAAAGUGGAGAUGUCAGACCGGUUCAGAACGGCAGUCAGGUGUUCAUAAAAGAGCUGCGCAGCAGGACAUUCCCCAGUUCAGAAGAUGUGGUGGUCAAGCUGUCUGGAAGUCAGCUGACGUUGGACUACCUUGAGGAGAAUGGGUUCAAUGAGCCAAUUCUCAUCCAGAAGAAAGAUGGGCUGGGGAUGGCUAUGCCUGCACCCACGUUCUACGUCAGCGAUGUGGAAAACUAUGUCGGACCUGAUGUUCUUGUGGAUGUUGUUGAUGUAACCAAACAGACACAAAGUAAAAUGAAGUUAAAAGAGUUUGUUGAUUUUUACUACAGCACAAACAGAAAGAAAGUAUUAAAUGUGAUCAACCUAGAGUUUUCAGACACAAGAAUGGCCAGUGUUGUUGAGAGUCCGCAGAUAGUUCGGACGUUGUCCUGGGUGGAGAAUUACUGGCCCGACGAUGCAUUGUUGGGGAAGCCUAAAGUGUCCAAAUACUGUCUGAUCUGUGUGAAAGACAGCUACACAGACUUCCACAUUGAGUGUGGAGGUGCCUCUGUGUGGUAUCACGUACUUAAGGGAGAGAAAAUCUUCUUUCUGAUCAAGCCCACUUCUGCCAAUCUUUCUCUGUACGAGCGCUGGAGGUCCUCCUCCAACCACAGCGAGAUGUUUUUUGCUGAUCAAGUGGACAAGUGUUACAAGUGCACACUGAAACAAGGGCAAACUCUUUUCAUUCCAUCAGGUUGGAUUAAUGCAGUACUCACGCCUGUAGACUGCUUAGCCUUCUCUGGGCAUUUUGUCCACAGUCUGAGCGUGGAGAUGCAAAUGAGAGCAUAUGAGGUAGAAAAAAGAGUCAAAGUUGCCAGCCUCACUCCAUUUCCAAACUUCGAAACAGCAUGUUGGUAUGUGGGAAAAUACUACCUGGAGCGGUUUAAAGGUUUACAUAAAGCAAACAAGCAGCCACCACCUUACUUGGUACAUGGUGCCAAAAUUGUCAAUGGAGCAUUCAGAUCAUGGACUAAAAAACAGGCUCUUUUAGAACAUGAGGAUGAGCUUCCAGAAAACAUGAAGCCAGCACAGCUCAUCAAAGACCUUGCCAAAGAGAUUCGGAUUUCAGAGAAUGCAACAAAAGCCAUAAAGAGUGAACCCAGCAACUCGAAGCCCCCGGCAGAGGAACCCCCAUCUGCUCCGUCAGAACCAGAGGAACCCAUGUCUCCUGCCCACAUCUCCACCCCCACAAGAGAAAAGCCAGCCAGGAAGAAAGCCACAAAGCCACCCAAAAUGCCUAAGGCACCCAAACCGCCGAAGGAACCCAAAAUAAAAGAAGGUGGCAAAAAGAAAGCGAAGAAAGCUAAAGAAAGUAUUUUACCUGAGAAAAAGCCCUCAAGUCUGGCAGCUCUUGAAUCCCAUGCAAAGGACAUCCUGAACAAGAUGGACCAGCCCAAAAAACUGGUAAAGACUGGGAUGAGUAUUAUGGAGAAGGAGACGAGUAAACCAAAUGACGUUGAUAAGUUCAAGAUGAUUCGAGAGCAUAAUAAGAACAAGACGGAGGCCAAAUGGAAAUAUAAGAACAGCAAACCCGAUUCAUUAUUGAAAAUGGAAGAAGAGCACAAGUUUGACAAAAGUCUACUCAGCCAUAAAGACAAUAAAUUUGCAUUUUCAUUGUCAAAUAAGAAGUUGUUAGGAUCAAAGAUGCUUAAGACCCAGACCAAUUCGAGUGUUUUUGGCUCAAUACAGAACAUUAAGGAAGAAAAACCCAAGCCUGUGAGAGACGAGUAUGAGUAUGUCUCUGAUGAAGGGGAGCUUAAGAUCGACGAAUUCCCAAUCAGGAGGAAAAAGAACGCAGUCAAGAGAGACUUUUCCUUUUUAUCAAACAUCAAAGAGCCCAUUCAGCCAGCCAAAAAGCCAAAGCUACAACAGUCGGACAUGAAGAGUCCAGAUUCGUCAGAGGAGGAAUCGCUCCAUAUUGACACAGAGGCCAAGACGGAGGUCAAAGGUCGUAACUCCAAGGUCUCUAAGAAUAAAGGGGGCAGUUCAGCUGGGAUUCUGGAUCUCCUACAGGCCAGCAAACAAGUGGGCGGCAUUGACUACAGCAACAACAGUCAGCCACCUGCAUCCCCCAGCACACAGGAGGCCAUCCAGGGCAUGCUGUCCAUGGCUAACCUGCAGUCAUCAGACUCUCUUCUGCAAACGUCCUGGAGCAAUAGCCAAGCAAAGAACAACUCGCACAGCAGCACAGCCAGCAAGAAGCCGAGCAACGUGACCGGAGCAACAGCAAGCAACAGCAAGCGACCGGCCAAACGCUUACCCAAGAAGACGCAAAAGAGCAGCAGUGUGGACAGUUUGGACAUGUUCGAUGAUGACCAGGACCACAUGGAUGCUUGCUUUAAGGAUUCUGAUUAUGUUUAUCCGUCUCUGGAAUCUGAGGAAGACAGCCCCAUUUUCAAAUCAAGAUCCAAAAAAAGGAAAAAUACAGAUGACACUCCAUAUAGUCCAACAGCACGAGUUGGGCCUACUGUACCACGACAGGAGAGACCAGCUCGGGAGGGGGCACGAGUGGCAUCCAUAGAGACAGGAUUGGCAGCUGCGGCAGCUAAAUUGUCUCAUCAGGAGGAGCAGAAGAUCAAGAAGAAGAAAAAGAGUACCAAAAAGAAGCCCAUGGCUGUAGAGGAGCCUCACAAACUCUCUCAGGACAGCAGCUCUCCAGAACCCACCCCGGAAUCUGAGACCAACCAGGGCAACCAUGAAUACAGCACUGGAACGAGCAAGACCGCCGGCAGCUCGCAACCCAUGGCCCCCGGAGUCUUCCUCAGCCAGAGACGGCCUUCAUCAUCAUCGUCAUCUCAGAACACCUUAUCUGUCCCGCCAGCGAAAGUCGAACGUGGGAACUCGACGGACUCCAAAGCCAAGCGGCUAAAGAAAGGAAUGGCAACGGCCAAACAGAGACUUGGAAAAAUCUUAAAGAUUCAUCGCAACGGCAAGCUCCUGCUGUAACGUGGACAAUGGGCGACUCAGGCGUUCUCCUGAUGUUAUUGGACCCGAGGACUGAUUCCUCCCUCCCUCGAUGAGCUGGGAUGAGAGCAUAAGGACAGAAACAGACGGGAAUGCCAACAGGAUCCCACAAGUUUUAAAUUUCUAAGAAGAACAUAGCUCAGAUAGGUUUUUGCCUUUUCUUUUACUUUAUAAUUUUCAGAUAUUAAAAAUGUACAGAAUACCUGCUAUUAAUAUUUUGUAAGAAGAAUUUGUCUUGUUUUACUACGGCUAUCAGUUUAUCAGGGGUUGCUAAUAUAUUCUAAGAUACAGUACAUAGCAGUCAUUCCAAGAUAAAGAAAGUAUCCCUUGCAUGUAUUCCGUUUGCAUGCAUUGUUUUGAGGAGGGGAAAGGGUUGGUGGAAGGUUGCAAACAAGAAAUUCAUUACUGCUUUUUGGAUGUGGCUUAUCAUUGUCUUUUUUUAUUUUUUAACAAGUAUACUGAAGACUUGACGAAUUUCACAACUGGCGGGUGAUUUUAAAUUCCCUCAUUUGGAAUUU
Messenger RNA from Carassius carassius (crucian carp), 4174 nucleotides. RefSeq names its product lysine-specific demethylase phf2-like. Bases 435 to 3638 code for a protein of 1067 amino acids. Gene Ontology annotation, biological process: protein demethylation; regulation of transcription by RNA polymerase II. Gene Ontology annotation, molecular function: transcription coregulator activity; histone demethylase activity. The transcript is spliced from 22 exons. NCBI's taxonomy places the organism in Eukaryota, Metazoa, Chordata, Actinopteri, Cypriniformes, Cyprinidae. The record is from RefSeq and is a predicted model, not a curated record.